Messenger RNA from Verticillium dahliae VdLs.17, 2842 nucleotides. Its product is annotated as SILG protein. Lineage: Eukaryota; Fungi; Ascomycota; Sordariomycetes; Glomerellales; Plectosphaerellaceae. Bases 1 to 1998 code for a protein of 665 amino acids. The transcript has 2 exons. The record is from RefSeq and is a predicted model, not a curated record. Gene Ontology annotation, biological process: regulation of transcription by RNA polymerase II. Gene Ontology annotation, cellular component: nucleus.
AUGCUAUCAUCCCGGCCUCUCACGGUCUCAUCUUACCCUCGAUUCCGACAACAGCAAGACGACCAGCCCCUCGACCUCGUCGACCCCCAGGACUUUGACUUUGACUUGUUCGCAUCGGAAGACACUGCUCAGUCUCAGUCGCUCUACACACUCGCUCCCGACUUCACCCUCCCCUACAAAACUCCCGCGGCGGCGUCACCCAUCGCCACUCCCCGGAGGCCUCGCACCACCGACUUCCUGGUGCUCCCCUCCUCAUCGACACCUACCACGACAGUCGACGACACCCCCCUCAGCAUCAACCACCCUCCUGAACUGAUGCCGUCGGAAUCAUCGUGGGCCUCGGGCAACCAGUACACGUCCAGGCCCAUCGGCCGCCUCCCCCAUCAGCGUGAAUCGUCGUUGUCUUCACUGGGCUCCGCCGGCCCUGCGUCCCCGUACAACCACAGCACGUCCAACCCGCAGAUCGCCAUUACCGACUCAGCAAAUGACCACUACAACGAUGUCCAGUCGCACGACGGAGGUGCUCAGUACUAUCAGUUGAGCAAAGCCAUGAGCGGUACACAGGAAGGUGGCUUGUACUCGGGCUACCACGCCUUUGGCGGAAUGGACCACUCCGACAUGGGGUACCCAGUUGCUAUUGCAAUGCAGCGUCCGCGGACAGACAAGUCAUUGCUUCCAGCGCCGGAGUUUCCUAUGCAUUCAAGAUCUCAUCCGACUUCUGUGGCAAGUUCAACGGCGGGCGGUGAUUCACCAGCCACACCCACGAUGGGUGAACCUGACGACGACCGAAGACGACGAACUGUUCUCCCGGAACCGCCCAAGCUAGACCGCACCAUGACGGAUAUCUACAGCGAUGAGCUCUACAGCCCCAGUUUCAACAUUGUGUCAGCGUCUUCGCCCCAGAGCCAGCUGGCUGUAUCACCCAACAACGAUGUAUUCGCACAGAGGCUGCAGGCAGCCAACAGCCAACACCUGAAUGCCGUCCACUCUCCCACCUCAGUAGGGACAAGGGACAGGUCGCCCUUCCGUCACGGCUCCCCACUGGCUCCUGGUACUGUUCAAGAGAUGACGAACAAUAUGCACGCACCACGACUCCGCUUUAACUCGGCACACAAUAUGCGCGAGCAAGAUAACGCAGAACGCCAAGCCCAAUUAGCUAGGCAACAGUUAGCGAUGAAAGCCGAGCCAGAUACGCCCAAGACCAUCUCGCCAAAGGAUGCUAUGCUAGAGUUUCAGGGAUGCGAUGCGGAUUCCAACUUCCCAUCUCUAUUUCCUCUAUCAGAUCCUACGGACUUCGGGGUUCCACAGCUACCAUCGAACAAUUCGGCGUCAAGUGAGCAAUUGUCUGAUUUCUCGAGACAUCUUGCUGCGAAUGGGCCUCCAGUCACAUUCCCCUACAUGGCGCAACAUCUACCUGCAAGCGUACAAAUUCCGCAGCACUAUCCAUUCAUCGCUCAUGCUCAGCAAGACCAGCAGGCAAAUUCAGACGUCAGCCCUGCGGGAUCUAGCUCAAGUAGCUCAUCAGCCACGCCCGCGGCACUCCAAAAGCCCGCCGGUGCGGCUGCCGAUGGCGGAACAUACACCUGCACAUAUCACGGAUGUACUCUGCGUUUCGAGACGCCCGUUUUGUUACAAAAGCACAAGAGGGAGGGACAUCGCCAACCGCAUGGAUUGGGCAUGCCGCCGAGACACAUCGACACCAAAUCUGAGCCUGCGGAUGAUGCUGCCAAUCUUCUGAACAGUCAAGCUGGGCCGCACCGCUGCGACAGGAUCAAUCCUAGCACCGGGAAAUCGUGCCACACCAUAUUUUCACGACCAUACGACCUUACUCGGCACGAAGACACUAUUCACAAUGCUCGGAAGCAGAAAGUACGGUGCGAUCUCUGCAGCGAGGAAAAGACGUUCAGCCGGGCCGACGCCUUGACAAGACACUACAGGGUGUGUCACCCUGAUGUGGAGUUCCCUGGCAAAUAUCGCAGACGUGGAAACCACAUUUGAAUUUUCUGUCAGGAUGGCUGCGGUAGAUGCCAAUCACUUCUGGGUUGGGAAUCAAUGGCCGGGGUAAUGUGCUUCAGGGUCUUGACGACCGCGUUGUCAUCCAUUCUAUGACAUCAUCAAAGGACCCUGAAAACUCACUUGGACCCACCAAAUGACAUCAUGGCGCCAUUUUCCGCUGAACCCUGCAUGCGCCUUCUCCACUCGGAUGGACGAGACCCGUUUCGACAGUCUCCGAGGGAGGAUACCCCAGUUCAUGAGCGAGCGGGGCGUUGGCACAUAUCAUUGGGCAUGGCCAAUGUCCAGGUGCCAUUGACGACAUCUGUCUGUGCGACAUGCCGAUCUUGUCGGUGCACCAGCUCUUGGUAGACAUGCUGUUGCAUCAUCAACGCUGUCCAUUGAUGCCCGCGCCCAUCAUUUAUUACACUACAUCAGUUAUAUGCAAACGAGUCCAGAUGAGGCGCUUGCGCGAUGCCCUGACGCCCCUAUGCGUUAUGACGUCGAUUGGUGCCACAUCUCUCCUACACCAAUUGCUCGCGCCCGCAACGGUGCGACGAGAUGGCGAAUGAGACGAUACUCUCCGUAUCAUCUGUCUCCGUACAGUUCAACGCAAAGAUCACUUGUACUAUAUUCACUUGUCUCGCAACGAAAAGUACGAAAAAGGAGUGCUUAGCGCUCAACAUAAGUCGCGGCGACACACUUGUCACAAUGGUUGUACUCUGAGUUUGGGAGGUAUAGAUUAGGACAUUGGUCCAUUGCAAAAGCGACCUAUGAGCGAGAUUUUUAAUGUUGCAUGAUACUAUGAUUUGAGAGAUAGACGCCAUAUAAUCAAUUGCGAGUUGUGCAC